AUUUAAUCAAUAAAAAUUAUGGCAGUCACUGAAGCAACAUUCCAAGAGUGGGAAGCUAAACUUGAAGGUUCUAACUUCUUCGGAGGAGAUGAUCCAAGUGAGGAAGACAACAACAACUUGAAAGCUCUCGAUGGAUCUGAACCACCAGCCACUUUCCCUAACGUAUUCGGAUGGUUCCUCGUUGUAAAGAUGUUCACUGAAGAAGUCAGAAGCACCUGGACUGCUCCAAAGGGUAAAGGCGGAAAGAAAGACAAGAAGGGAAAGAAGGAAGAGAAGAAGGAAGAAGUCAAGAAGGAAGAAGAUGAUGAUGAAGACGACGAAUUUGACGACAUGUUUGGAGAAGAUGAAGAUGAUGCUGCUGCCAAGGAAGAGAUUGCCAAGAAGGCCAAGGAAGAUAAGGAAAAGAAGAAGAAGGCUGCACCAGUUGCCAAGUCUAUCAUUCUUUUCGAAGUUAAGCCAUGGGAAGCUGAACAAGACCUUGAUGCUCUUGCUGCUAAGAUCUUGGGAAUCGAAAUGGACGGUCUUUUGUGGAAGACUGAGUUCAAGAAGGAGCCAAUUGGAUAUGGAAUCUUCAAAUUGAUCAUGGGAUGCACUGUUGAAGAUGAUAAGGUUGGAGUUGAUGAUCUUCUUGAAAAGAUUGGUGGAGAUUUCGAAGACGAGGUCCAAUCUACAGAUAUCCUCGCCUUUAACAAGGUAUAAAUCUGCCAUAAAAACACUCUUUUACACAACCAAUAUCUUAGUUUCA
Messenger RNA from Moneuplotes crassus, 745 nucleotides. NCBI's taxonomy places the organism in Eukaryota, Ciliophora, Spirotrichea, Euplotida, Euplotidae. The record is from the annotation of a GenBank genome assembly.